AUGGCAACUUUUCUAACUCUUCAAAUUUUAUCAGUUCUUGCAACAAUAUUAACAAAUCUUUUUGGUAUAUUAACAUUUACAACUGAUUAUUGGACAAUAAUUGUUUAUGAUUUCGUUAAAUUACAUUCUUAUGCUAAAUGGAUUGUUAUUGAAGAGAAAAAUAAUAGUAAUUUUCAAAUAAUAAAUAAUACAAAUCAAACAGAAAUCUUAUCAGGAAUAAAUUCUCAAUUAUCAACAAUUGUCUUUGGAUUUGAUAAUAAUGUUACUGUAUAUAAAACACAUAAAGGAAUAUUUCGUCAAUGUAAUUAUUUAACAGAAGAUGUACGAUCUUAUUUAACAAUACCUAAAUGUCGAAUAUUAAAAACUAUAAAUAAUCAAUAUAGUGAUAUCAUUCAUGGUAUGACUAAUCCUGGAAGAGAAUUUUUACGUCUACAUAAUAUUGUUGCAUCAUGUGCUAUAUUAAUAAUGCUUCUUCUAUUUGCUUGUACACUAAUUGGCCUUAUUGUCGGUCUUCUAAAUGGUAUUGUUCUAGCUACAAUGACUGUUGGAAUAAUUUAUCUUAUCGCAACAAUGUUCAGUAUAUUUAUUGUUGCUAUAAUGUGUACAAUAUUAAAAGGUGAACGUAAACAAUCAAAUUGUUUAGGAUUAGAAAUAUUAACUGAUCAUUUAUGUUCAUCUCGAUCGAUUUACAUAUCAUAUUCAUUUAUAUGCGCUUGUUUACUUGUAAUUCUUUGUUUUAUCACAUCUUUUUUAUGGUUAUCAUUACAAGAAAAACAACGAAAAUUUGUACGACAUUAA
This is a messenger RNA of Adineta steineri, 798 nucleotides long. Lineage: Eukaryota; Metazoa; Rotifera; Eurotatoria; Adinetida; Adinetidae. The record is from the annotation of a GenBank genome assembly.